AUGGCGCCGUGUUGGAGGAUAUUGCGAGGAAUUAGGUAUCGGUUCUUGCUUGUGGCGGCGAGGAGGCAAUUGUGUUCCCUGGAAUUUCCCAAACGCUGUAAGAUGUUAAUUGGCUUUUCAGGUGUGAUGAGUCCUGAAUGUGGGAAGCUUGACCAGUUCAAGGUGUUCCUGGGGGAGAGCAGUUUAAAUAAGGAUCUCGGGCGUGUGAUGACGGGCGAUUGGGGGUAUUUGGGUGGUUAUACGGAAGAUGAGUUACUGUUGUCGGUACUUGGAUGGGAGUUCAUAGGUUGGUUUGCGUGUAGUGACAGGGAAGAUUCUGCCCAAUGUAAAGGGACAAGAAGUGGCUCUGGCCUUCCACCUGGUUCCAGCCAAGAGUGGCUGUUGGAGCAGUGCCAGACCCCAAUAUUCUCACUAAAAUGGUCUCCCUGGUCAGACUUAAAUUUCAAAUUGGAUGAGAAGACAGCGCACAGUUGCUUGGACCUUUUCAAAAAAGAGACAGGAGUUAUAUACCGUACGAUCGGCAUCGACCCAAGUAAAGUUCCAAAAAACCCUGAGCGCUUCAGAGAGUGGGCUGUGGUCUUGGCUGAUGUGACUCUUUCAACUGGGAAACAUUACUGGGAGGUAACAGUGAAACGGUCUCAGGAGUUCCGAAUUGGGGUGGCAGAGGCAAACAUGUCACGAGAAGAAUGUAUUGGUGCCAGUGAUUGUUCCUGGGUUUAUGCCUAUCUCCGGAGGAAGUGGUACUCCAUGUCUUCCAAUGAGAUGGUACCAGUUGACUUCUUUGGAAAGCCUGAUCGAGUGGGCUUUCUCCUGGACUGUGAAGACAACAAGUUUAGUUUAAUAGAUGUUGAGAAAGUGGCAGUUAUUAGCACAAUAACAGCUGAGUUCAAGAUGCCACUAGUUCCAGCCUUUGCGCUAUGGGAUGGAGAGCUCUUAACACAUUCAGGCAUGGACAUUCUGCAAGGCAUCUGAAUUCCCUCCUGCCUGCCAGUGAAGGUGCCUUCUAUCUGGAUUUCAUUCAGUUUGCCAUGUAAUUUUUAAGGAAAUUGGCUACCAUAGCUCAUCUUUCCACAUAUACACUAUACUUUUGACCUCUCAACAUUCUAUCUCAAGACUGUGUCCAUGUUCUGUCCAGCUGUAAAUGGUGCUAUUAUUGAGAUCCAUGUAAUCUCCUGAGGAUACGCGUGUAACCUCUUUAUAAUGCAGAAGAGAAUUUUACAAUGAGAGGACUUAAAUCUGUUGCUGGCUGGUUCUGCUUCUGGCUUUGUUCAACUCCUUCCACAUUGGAUAAUUGCAUCACCAGCUCUCAAAAUGCCAAGAUGUAACUUAAUUGAGCUCUAGAGGUUGGUAUAAAAAGCCAAGACUAAAGAGGUAAAUGAUCAACAGUGUUGCAUGAAGUUAUAAUUGUAUAUUCUAUUCUCUGUAUUCUAAGAUUUUAAUAAAAUAUGCAUGUAAAAGCA
Messenger RNA from Rhincodon typus (whale shark), 1460 nucleotides. RefSeq names its product SPRY domain-containing protein 4-like. Bases 1 to 972 code for a protein of 323 amino acids. The record is from RefSeq and is a predicted model, not a curated record. The transcript has 4 exons. Lineage: Eukaryota; Metazoa; Chordata; Chondrichthyes; Orectolobiformes; Rhincodontidae. Gene Ontology annotation, molecular function: protein binding.